UUUAUUUGUUAUAAGUGACAGGUAUAGAUAGCUACUGUACCUUAUAUUAUAGAGACAACUGGGACCAGGUGAUUCUCAGGAGCAUCAGUAAAAAUGCUACAAAAACGUGAACACUGCCUACUUGCUUUAAUAAUGGCUGGGGGGACGGUUCUCUGCUGGCUUGUCUUCUUAUGCUGUUCAUCUGACCAUCCAUCUGUCUCUGUCAAAUUACAGAGCAAGCAAGCCAAGCUUAUGGAACCAGUUGAGGGUCCCAGUGAGUAUGAUGAGGGGUUAACAUGGCGCCAGGUGCAUCACCAGGUUGUGGUGAAUCACAGAUUACAGAGCAAGCAAGCCAAGCUUAUGGAACCAGUGAGGAAUGACGUUCUGACUAUAACCCCAUGGCUGGCUCCUAUAGUCUGGGAGGGAACCUUCGACCCCCAGGUCAUAGAUGAGGCCUUCAGGUCCCUCAACCUCACCAUCGCUACCACUGUAUUUGCUGUAGGGAAAUACACUCGUUUUCUCCGUGACUUCUUAGAGUCAGCUGAGAAGCACUUCAUGGUGGGGCUGGAGGUACACUAUUACGUGUUCACCGACCUGCCCGGUGAUGUGCCUGGCAACGUGACUCUUGGUGUCGGCAGACUGCUCAGCAUCGUGAGCGUGCCGAAGUUCGACCGCUGGCAGGAGAUAUCCCUCCGCCGCAUGGAGAUCAUCCAGACUGCCAUUGAGGUUCACAUCCACCGGGAGGCGCACUACAUCUUCUGCCUUGAUGUAGACAUGAAGUUCCAAGGCCGUGUGGGGCCAGAGGCUCUGGGGAGACUGGUGGCCGCCAUCCACCCCUGGUUCUACUGGUACCCCCGGAACCAGUACCCCUACGAGCGGCGGAACGUCUCCACAGCCUAUGUACCCCUGGACCAGGGAGACUUCUACUACCAGGCCAACAUAUUCGGAGGAGCACUGGAGGAUGUUCACAGGCUGACCAAGACGUGCAGGGAGCACCUGGAGGUGGAUAAGUCUGUGGGUGUGGAGGCUGUGUGGCAGGAGGAGAGUCAUCUGAACUGGUACCUGGUGAAGAAUAAGCCCACCAAGCUGCUGUCACCUGAAUAUGUGUGGGACGACGCUCGAGGACGGGACGCCAAGGAGAUAAAACUGGUCCGCUUCUCCUCUGUCAUCAAGAACAAGGCAGAGGUCAGAGAGAACCCGUGAGAGGAGAAGAGAAUGGUGCUGGAAUGGAUAGCAGUCGUUUUACGGCCUCCUGACCAAUUCUGCUAUUUUGUGUGUUUUUUAAACUCUGAUCUUAAUCUUUACAUAAUGUUUCUGCAAUUAUUUCCUCUGACCGAAAAGAGCUUCUGGACAUCAGAACAGCGAUCACUAACUUUGAUUUGGAUGAAGACUUCUCCUUCAACGAGUCUGAGCACAGGACAUACUGCUCACCAGUGACGUGUAUUCAUGGAUGCCAAGGGAAGCAAGGCUUCCCAAAAAAAAUUAAAAAGAAAAAAAGAAAAAACUAAUUUGCAAGAGGU
This is a messenger RNA of Coregonus clupeaformis (lake whitefish), 1499 nucleotides long. RefSeq names its product globoside alpha-1,3-N-acetylgalactosaminyltransferase 1-like. Gene Ontology annotation, biological process: carbohydrate metabolic process. Gene Ontology annotation, molecular function: hexosyltransferase activity. The coding region runs from base 94 to 1182 and encodes 362 amino acids. Gene Ontology annotation, cellular component: Golgi apparatus; vesicle; membrane. The transcript is spliced from 12 exons. NCBI's taxonomy places the organism in Eukaryota, Metazoa, Chordata, Actinopteri, Salmoniformes, Salmonidae. The record is from RefSeq and is a predicted model, not a curated record.